This is a messenger RNA of Rattus norvegicus (Norway rat), 5430 nucleotides long. The record is from RefSeq and is a predicted model, not a curated record. Lineage: Eukaryota; Metazoa; Chordata; Mammalia; Rodentia; Muridae.
AUGUGCCCAGGACAUGAGACAGCUCCUGCUAUUCAGAUCCUCUCUAGAGCGUGUGUGGGUGGAGGGACCGGGCUCCAUUCACCGACCAUGGUCCAGCCGUGGGCUCUAGGCCCGGUAGAUAGGAAAAGAAGUCGUCAUUUCCGGGGCCUUCACCAGGGCUUGGUGGCUCUCUGCUCUCUGAUUGGGCGGAAGUGGCCUGGGCAGGCUAGUGACCCUACUACAGAGGAGGGGCUGUACCCCAGCCAGUGUCUUCCUACCUACCUGCUCCCCAGAGUGCUGCCUACUGUGUACCUGGGUCCUGAAGCCCUUCUUCACCUGGAUAGAUUCCUUGGCCCACCUGUCCCCACCCCACUCUGUGCAGAGGUACAAAAGCUCAAGCCGUCUCCAUGGCCCCAGGAAAGAUUCAGGGGAGAGGCCCCACACAGGGAGCCACUGCAGUCAGACACCCUGGGCAGAAUGGAGCUGACUGAUUUGCUCCUGGUGGCCAUACUUCUCCUCACCGCAAGACUAACUCUGUCCAGCCCAGUUCCUCCCGCCUGUGACCCCAGACUCCUAAAUAAACUGCUUCGUGACUCCUACCUCCUUCACAGCCGACUGAGUCAGUGUCCUGACGUCAACCCUUUGUCUAUCCCUGUCCUGCUGCCUGCUGUGGACUUUAGCCUGGGAGAAUGGAAAACCCAGACGGAACAGAGCAAGGCACAGGACAUUCUAGGGGCAGUGUCCCUUCUACUGGAGGGGGUGAUGGCAGCACGAGGACAGUUGGAACCCUCCUGCCUCUCAUCCCUCCUGGGACAGCUUUCUGGUCAGGUUCGCCUCCUCUUGGGAGCCCUGCAGGGCCUCCUAGGAACCCAGGCCCAUCCUCUGCCUUCAGCUUCCUCCACAGGGCAGGACCACAGCUCACAAGGACCCCAGUGCCCUCUUCUUGAGCUUGCAACAACUGCUUCGGGGAAAGGUGCGCUUCCUGCUGCUGGUAGAAGGUCCCGCCCUCUGUGUCAGACGGACCCUUCCCACCACAGCUGUCCCAAGCAGAACCUCUCAACUCCUCACACUAAACAAGUUCCCAAACAGGACUUCUGGAUUGUUGGAGACGAACUUCAGUGUUGUAGCCAGAACUGCUGGCCCUGGACUUCUGAACAGGCUUCAAGGAUUCAGAGCCAAGAUUAUUCCUGGUCAGCUAAAUCAAACCUCCGGGUCCUUAGACCAAAUCCCUGGAUACCUGAACGGGACACACGAACCUGUGAAUGGAACUCAUGGGCUCUUUGCUGGGACCUCACUACAGACCCUGGAAGCCCCAGACGUUGUGCCAGGAGCUUUCAACAAAGGCUCCUUGCCACUCAACCUCCAGAGUGGACUUCCUCCUAUCCCAAGCCUUGCUGCUGAUGGAUACACACUUUUCCCUCCUUCACCUACCUUCCCCACCCCUGGGUCUCCACCCCAGCUCCCCCCCGUUUCCUGACCCCUCCACCACCAUACCUAACUCUACCAACCCUCAUCCAGGACUUGGUCUCAGUAAGCGUCCCGUGCACUGGCACGGAGAGCGAUCGUCUGCAACAUCUCUCAGGGGCAAGCUUCCUCAGGAAGGCUCUGAGGCAGCUCACUAGACAUCCUGCUCUCGCCUAACGGGCCCUGGGAAAGGGAUACACAGGCCAGGACACUGUACAACCUUAGGAGCGAUUUUUUUCUUAACCUAUCAACAAUAUUCAUCAGAGCAGCUAUCUUUGGUCUAUUUCCUGUACAAAUUUGAAAAUGACGAAUUCUCUACAUGUGCUUUCAUACACUAAGUCUGCAAAUGCCUAGACCGGUCUAGCCUUUCAACCCAGGUAGAGACUAAUACUGUAUCAGAAAACGAAAGGGAACUCUUCUUUGCUUUCAAGUUUAAGUUCCCUCCCAAUGCCCUCAUUCCCUUCACUGUGAUUCCCAGUGAGAAUGUUUGGUCCUCAAGAUACUGCUCUUGAUAAAGGAUUACCAGGUUAAUCUCUGAGAAAGGCUGCCCCUACUUAGAGACAAAACUGAACCUGUUUGAGAACGACAGCACCCAAAAGCCAAUUAAAAACCAAGGGACCAAUGUUCUUCACUGGGACAACAGACCUCCCGGACCCUACCUCCCAAGAAAGCUAACAGGAAGCUUGGGGAACUCCACGCCCCAGGUAAGCUGUGCAGAUGGUUCAGUAAAGACCAGACUUGGAUGAGGCAGCUGAGCAAACAGCUCAGAGUAUCAGCAGCUCAGCGGGAGCUUACGCAGGCCUGGGCUCCUGCUUCCCUCCUGUGGAGGUCAGGCGGAAGUGCAGGAGUCAGGCUCCGUAGCUCACGCAGCAGGACAAGCAAAGAGCAGUUGAAGGCUCUUUCUAGUUUCCACAAAUGCAUCUAAAAGGCAGUCCUGUGUGACCACCAGGAAGUCUACUGGGAACCACCCUCCCCUGCAAAUGAAGGCAGAGUUACGGGUUUUGCGAGUAAACGUGAGUCUCUGCUUCGUUGGUGUUAGAGGUUUACUUUGCACAAGAACAAAAACUAUAUUGCCAAGGGUCAGCCUACAAUGGCCAGAGUCCUGGGAGAAGACUGGUGAGAGCUUUUCCCUCUUCUAUUCCGAAGUAAAGGAGGAAAGGCUACCAUGUAGGUGGAGAAGUCAGGGUCUCACAAUUCCAAACACACAUACACACACACACACACACACACACACACACACACACGCACGCACACACACACGCACACGUGUGCGCACACACAAGGGAAAGGUGUUCUUCACACAGGGAGUAGAUGUCCCAGGAUCCCCCCACCCCAAGUCUGUAUGGUAGGUAUUACCUAUCCUGUUUUAUACAUGAAGAGACACCAAGGCUUCCCAAUGGUCACAUAGCCUUCCAGCAGAAAAAGAACACUCCAGUCUGAGUCUCAGCCCAUCCAUCUUCCUGGUGUGGUGUACUGCCUAGCAUGCCCUUUGGUGAGUAUUUACUUCAGAGACUUCCAUGUCCUUGGAGAGUAUAUACAGUCUUAAGGAGCUCUGAGUGGAAGAGCAAGCAGAUAGCAGUUGUGGGGAUAACAAUCCAGACAGCGCUAGGUGUCUGUGUGGGCAGAACCCGACAAAGGGAUCAACAGUUGCGCAGAGCUAAAAAACGUCAUUGGAAUCUCAGUGUCAGUUUCUACGUGACAGUCCUUUAUCUACUAAUUCUAGGAUAAGUAUAAUUUGUAAUUUGUUGUAACACUAAAGGAAGCUAAAUUUAACAUUUGAGAAAGAAUUCAGAGCCAGCAAGAUGGCUCAGUAGGUCCAAGUGCUUAUCAUGAGAGUCUAACGUGUCUAUGGCCAGGAACCCUCGGAAAAGGCCAGAACCAACUCCCAGACGUUGCUUCUGACCUCAUUAUACACAGCAUCACGCGCUGACUCCCACGUGUGCAUGUACGCAUCACACAUACACACGGAUAAAAUUUAAGUUAAAGAGGCAAAGCUGUACAUAAUGGUACAUGCCUGUAAACACAGUACUCCAGCUACAUAGAGUUUGAGUCCAGACUGUUUCAAACAUUAAUUUACUGCAAGGACAUAGCUCAGUGGUAGAGCUCUUACAUAGCAAACACAAGUCCUGGGUUCAAUCUCUCGGCACAAAACCAAACCAAAGAAAUGAAAAACCACCGAGCAAAAUGCUACAGCCCAGAAGAGCCAGCACCCAGAGUUAGACAUGCUGGAGACCAGAAACUGUGCUCUCAGCAGACAGCAGGUGAGAAUGUUCCCUGCAGCUAAGCCGAAGUUCCAGGCGCCUCGCACUGGCAAUCUGAGUAACCGGUCGUAACCCUAUCUGCCUUAAGACUCUAAUCCUGAAACCAGGAGCACGCCUGUAAGUUCAGCAGUUUGUGAGGUUGAGGCAGGAGGAUCACAAGUUCAAGGUUGGGCUGGAGAGAUGGCUCAGCGGUUAAGAGCACUGCCUGCUCCUCUAGAGGUCCUGAGUUCAAAUCCCAGCAACCACAUGGUGACUCACAACCAUCUGUAAUGGGAUCCGAUGUCCCUUUCUGAUGUGUCUGAAGACAGUGACAGUGUAUGCACAUACAUGAAAUAAAUAAAACCUUUAAAAAAAAAAAAACAGUUCAAGGCCACCCUUGGCUAUAUAACCAGUUUCAGGUAGUUCAGACUCUACCUUUGAGGGCCUUUUUUAGACCUUGCCUAAAGAUCCAGCUGAGUGAUGGAUGCCACACUUGCCUGACUACUAAGCCUUGGGUUUGAUCUCUGCACUGUCAAAACCAAAGCCAAAAGUCAAAACCAAAUCACUCUGUGUAGCCGACUCCAUCAUUUCUUACACACUUAAACACACACACACAUACCCUGCACAGGAAGAGCAUGCUGGCAAGAAGGCUCAGUGGGUGAAGGAGCCCAGACAUCAACACUGAACGAAUGUGCACCACAUGUUAGUAAGAAGGGACUCCUUCUCCCUAACGCACGCAUACGAUAAGACAAAAUAUAUGUUUUGGGGGGGAAGUGCUUAUAAGCAGAAUACUUCUCAAGUCCCCUUUUCUUUGCUGGGACAGCCAGGAGUCUACCAAGACGGUGGAAUUGUACCACAUUACUGAUAAGGAUCUUCCAGUGUAAGCUAAUCCAUCUUCCCUCAGCCCUACAAAAGCAGACUCCAUGGGAUGAUUACAAGAGUCUAUGCAGAUUCCUCCCAUCCCCCAGUGCAUCACACCCACACACCCUACAGUGGAAAGUGAAAACACCUUUGCUCCUCCCCGCUGAGGCCACUCAUUUUCAACCCAUUUCCCUAAACAUUAUUUCUAACACCUUUCUAACACCUCUUGUAAAGAACGAAAAAGAGAAGGGAAGGAAACACCCCAGGCAUCCCAGCAGGGAAACCGGUUCCUGUGACAAAUCCAGGUCAUCAAGAGACAACUGGAGGCCAGCAAAAGUGCUCAGUAAAUAAAGAAGCUUGUCUUGACGAUCUCAGUUCAAUUCCCAGGAUUCAGGUGAUAGAAGUGCACACACACACACACACACACACACACAUACACACACACACACACACACACACACACACACACACACACACACACACACACCACGAGGGUGGGGUAAGGUAAGAGGGAAUCGAAAGGGAAAAAGACAGAGACAGAGAGACAAACAGAUUUAGAAUAGAGGGUUUUGAGACCCAGAUUUGCAAAUACCAGGUAUGACUCAAUCCUAGAAACUCAGGGGAUGGUGGCAGGAAGAUCAAGUUCAAGGCCAGUGUGGGCUAAAUAGCAAAAGCAAAACCUUCGAUUCCGGGCUGGAGAGAUGGCUCAGCGGUUAAGAGCACUGACUGCUCUUCCAAAGGUCCUGAGUUCAAUUCCCAGCAACCACAUGGUGGCUCACAACCAUCUGUAAUGAGAUCUGAUUCCCUCUUCUGGUGUGUCUGAAGACAGCUACACUGUACUCAUAUAAAUAAAAAUUAAUUUAAAAAAAAUUAAAAAAAAAAGAAA